UUCCAAAACGCAAGACGUCAUCUAAAAUCAAAACACUACAAUCCAAUUCGAUUUUGGUAUUACAAUAAAAUAAAUACGUAUAUAAUAUUAGUUAAUUAGGUAUAUAUUAUUAGGAAGUUGGGACUCUACGGCAAUUUUUAAAAUGCCACAGAGUGAUAGUGAAGAUUUUGAGAGUGCAGACGAGGGACAUUCAAAUGCUACUAGAAAAGAAAGAAAAAAACGCAAUUCUUCCUCCAACUACAGUGAUAAUUUGGAUUCCGACUUUGAACAACGAAGGCCUCAACCUAAAGAGUCAAAUUCUACGGAAAAAGUUGCAACAACAGAUGGUUGGGAUGAUUUUGAUGUAGACGAGUCUGAAACAGCCAAAGAAACACAUUUAAAGUUUGGAGAUGAUAAACCUAUAAUGAGUUCAUCUCAAGAUACUGGUUGGAAUGAUUUUGGUGACUGGGGUGAAAGUGAUACUGUUAAAAGUGAGGAGAUUAAACAAAAUACAACUUUAGAGCUUAGUAAUAAUGCACAAAUACAGAACCCGUCUGUAACAACUAAAGAAACAGAAAAACAAAUUAAAAGUGAUGGAUGGGGGUGGGGUUGGGGCGUUGAUUCGCUUCUUAGCACAGCCACCGCAGGAAUUAGCACAAUAACAAGUCAAGUUUCACAGGGUAUUACAACUGUCCUAGAAACAGGUAUUGGUGCCCCAAAUCCAGAAGAAUUAGCUCGAAUUACUAAAGAAAAGGCAAAGAUUACAGAGAAUGAGGUUUCAGAAGAUAAGCAAGAAAUGACUGAUUCAACCUUUCAGUUUGGGAGUCUUUUAUCUGGUGUUACUAAAUUUGUUGAGAAUACUGGUACAAAAGUUAUCUCAGGUGGUCUUGAUACCCUAGAGGUUAUUGGUAAAAAAACAAUGGAGGUACUUCAAGAUGGAGACCCCGGAUUGGUCAAGAAACGGGCAAUGCUUGGUCUUGAAACUGAGAAGCCAAUACUCUCCCAAAUUCUAAGAGAGGCGAAGGAAAGGGCAGACGAGGAAGACAAAGUGAAAGAAGCCAAGCGGGAAGCGAAGGAGGUCCAUUAUGAGUCGCUGUUUGAUGAUUUCGAAGGUCUGGUUCACUUAGAAGCACUAGAAAUGCUCUCGCGUCAGGUGAGCAUGCGCAUAGAGGAACGCCUGCGCAGCUCCGACCCCGAGAAGAGACUGGAUAUCAAAGAAACAUUACAGCAAGUUGCAGAACUCUGUGAGAUGCCAGAGGAUGAUGAGGAUGAUGAUUAUGAGGAGUCCGGUGAUCUGUCGAAGGAGGAUGUGUUCCACGAACAUUUGCAGAGGGCAACGAGGGAUAUCGGUCUGAAAUUGCAGUUCCAACCACUUAUAAAACAAUAUACAGAGAUCUUAACCUGGCUGGAAUCCAAUGACCUAAACGAAAAGGCGAUUUAUAAACGCGCCGUUAGCGGACUUGCGCAUGCGACAGCGUUGUGCGUGGAGUUGUAUCACAAAACUGGGGAAAUGUUGCUGGUGAAGCCAAGAAGAUCUACCGCUGACGAGGCUGACGCUUUGACGCAAUUAACCCUAGUUUUAACAAAACACGUCAGCGAGUUGGCGUCAAUAUUUACCGAAGAGUUAAGCAAGAAGCAAGCGGAAGAUAAGGACCUCGUUAACAACUAUAUAACCAAUGUUUUUUUGGAGGCCGGAAACAGUUCAAAGUACAUACAAAACGCCUUCCAGUUAGCCUUGCCUAUUAUACAAAUUGGUGCUGUUUAGUAAUGUUAUGUAAUAAAAACCCAGUGGAUCGUCUUUUAUAUUUAGGCUGAAGGAAUGGGAACAGUUCCUCCAACAUAAAAGGAGCAUCCGUCUCCAGUCUUACCAGUGUCUGGUCCGAAGGCCCCAGUGUCUUUUUUAGAAUCUCGCUGUUAUCCAUUAGGGCCUUGACCGAAUGGGCGUUUUGGCGCGACUUCUUCAAGGGCGUCUCCUGCGAGACUCAGACCUCGGCUUAGGCCAUCGCGGAAUGGUCAAUCGCCUGACGGACAGGUCGGAAGCUUUACCUUUACCAAGGCGGUAUUUUACCCUGAUGUGAUUGGGUCGAGAAGUAUAUAUGCUCGGCGGGAAAUACUUUGAUAGUGCGUUUUAGAGUAUGACGUCAUCGCAGUAAUUGUAGCUAUAGAAUGUAGGUGUCGCUACAAUUCUUAUUUUAAAGGUUAAUUGAGUAUUUACAAAUGCAUUUUAUAUAAAAUGAGUCUUGAUUUGACGUAAAUAAGUUCACAGGGUUUUUGUUACAGAUUACAAAAUAUGAUUAAUGUAUGUAAUUGUUUUUGUAUAUUAAAUUGCAUAUAAAUAAACUAUGAUGCGUU
Messenger RNA from Pieris brassicae (large cabbage white), 2331 nucleotides. Its product is annotated as protein FAM114A2. The record is from RefSeq and is a predicted model, not a curated record. NCBI's taxonomy places the organism in Eukaryota, Metazoa, Arthropoda, Insecta, Lepidoptera, Pieridae. Bases 143 to 1744 code for a protein of 533 amino acids. The transcript has 10 exons.